GAGGAGGAAACACGAAGGAUGGCGGCGCACAAUGAUAGUCUCAGCCUAAGCCUACCGGAUUUUGAAGAAUUCAGUAAACUGGCACUUGAUGAACCAAUAGAUGAUGUAGUCAUGAUAGAAAAGCCAGCGGAUGAAGAAAAAUUGCAUGAAGGGAGUGUUUUUCAAAGUUGGGACGAGGCACUUAAUACAAUCAGUGUAUAUGCAAGACAAUGUGGAUUUAAACUAAGAAAAGGCCGCAUUGAGAAAACUCCUGAUGGAGUUAUACGAAAACGGACAGUACUUUGUGAGCAUAGUGGCGAGUACAAGCCUAGAAACACACUAGUCAAUAAAGCAAGUACGAAGUAUAUUAAGUGUCAAUGGCAUGCAAAUUUGUCGCAACCAAUACAGAAUAAUCCUCAUGGAAACGUUUACGUCACCACUAUAAAAAAUGAACACAACCAUGAACUAUCUUCCUUUCGGAUGGAAUUCUUAGACAAUAGUAGGCCUACACAACAAAUGCUUGAACGGAUAGAAUUUUACAUGAACGAUGUUGGAUUGAAACCAUUACAAGUUCAGAGAGCUCUACAGAAAGAGUUUCCUGAUUGUGAGGUUUACCUUCCUGAAAUUCACAAAGUAAUGGCAAAGUUCCACCACAAAAAACGGACAGAUAUCUCGAACGAUGCUGCAUCUUUAUAUGAAAGCCUAUUAAGAAGAAAGGACAAUGACCCUCGUUGGUAUAUUGCUAUUGACUGGGAUAGAGAAACGCAUUGUCUUCGACGGUUGUUUUGGACCUGA
Messenger RNA from Paraglomus occultum, 774 nucleotides. NCBI's taxonomy places the organism in Eukaryota, Fungi, Glomeromycota, Glomeromycetes, Paraglomerales, Paraglomeraceae. The record is from the annotation of a GenBank genome assembly.